AUGCCCAGUACCUCUCGUCAGAAUGAGCCCAUCGCCAUUAUCGGCAGCGCCUGUCGGUUCGCGGGUGGUGUCAAUACCCCAUCAAAUCUGUGGAACUUGCUACGAAACCCCAAAGAUGUUCGCACAGAGAUUCCUAGCACCCGCUUCAAUGCCACUGGAUACUACCACCCAAACAGCGCACACCAUGGCCACAGCAAUGUGAAGCACUCGUAUCUUAUCAACGACGAUCUAAGCGCCUUCGAUGCUGAAUUCUUCAGCAUCAACCCUAUCGAAGCGAAAGCAAUGGAUCCCCAGCAACGCGUUCUCUUGGAAGUCGUAUAUGAGUCCUUGGAAUCAGCUGGACAACAAAUCGACAAUCUACGAGGAAGCGAUACUGCUGUUUUCGCUGGUGUCAUGACAGGAGAUUGGGAGGCCAUGCUUCUACGUGAUCUUGAUGCUGCUCCAACUUAUUUUGCUGUCGGAACUUCACGCGCAGUGCUCUCUAAUCGCAUUGCGUACUUCUUCGACUGGCAUGGUGCUGCUGUAACGAUCGAUACUGCAUGCUCUUCAAGUCUAGUAGCUGUGCAUCAAGCCGUCCAAGCUUUGCGAUCAGGAGAUUCUCGGAUGGCUAUUGCCUGUGGAGCGAAUUUAAUCCUUGGGCCGGAGAGCUACAUUAUCGAAAGCAAGCUCAAAAUGCUUUCGCCUGACGGCGUUUCCCGGAUGUGGGAUAAAGAUGCGAAUGGUUAUGCGCGCGGCGAUGGCGUUGCUUCGCUACUUUUGAAGCCAUUGUGCGAUGCUAUCGCUGAUGGAGACCGCAUCGAAGCCAUAAUUCGGGAAACUGGCGUCAACCAAGAUGGUGCUACCGCUGGUUUGACAAUGCCAAGCGCCAUCGCGCAGAAGGCCUUGAUUCACGCAACAUACGCGAAAGCCGGACUCGACAUUCGAAAUGACCGUCCCCAAUAUUUCGAAGCACAUGGCACUGGAACUCCCGCCGGGGACCCAGUUGAAGCUCAGGCAAUCAGCAGCGCAUUCUAUGACGGAAGUAUAACGUGUGCCGCCACAGAUGACCCGCUCUACGUUGGUUCUAUUAAGACUGUGUUGGGUCACACAGAGGGCACUGCAGGCAUCGCAGCAAUCCUAAAAGCUUCUUUGGCCAUGCAGAAUUCCACAAUUCCGCCAAAUCUCUUGUUUGAGAAUCUGAGUCCCACAGUGGCUCCAUUCUACAACGAUCUUCAGAUAUUGACAGCACCAAAGCCUUGGCCACAUCUGCCACCAAACGUGCCAAAGAGAGCAAGUGUCAAUAGCUUUGGAUUCGGGGGCACCAACGCGCACGCCAUCCUCGAGAGCUACGUAGAGUCCUAUCGUGACCCCUCUGAGAACAAGAUCGCACGAUUCACGCCGUUUGUGUUCUCUGCUGGCUCCGAAAAAACUCUUCGUGCGAAUCUGGCUGCUUUUGCGGACUACCUAGACGGGAGUGAAGUCAACAUUGACGAUCUUGCGUACACCUUGCAGGAGCGCAGGAGCGUGCUGUCUCGGCGCAUAGCGCUGCCGGCAGACCGACUCGUGGAGCUCAGCAGUACGAUUCGAACACUCAUCAGUGACACAGAGGCCACCGUCGGAACGAAGGCAACUCAUAGCACAAAGCCACGUGUACUUGGAGUUUUCACAGGUCAGGGAGCUCAAAGCGCCCGCAUGGGUGCAUCAUUGAUCGAACAAUCUUCGCUUGCCUCUGAGAUUAUUCAACGGCUGGAAAAUUACCUUGCAGAGCUUCCUGUGCUUGAUCGGCCGAGCUGGUCACUUCGAGAGCAGAUCCUCGCAGACAAUGACUCACGUGUUGGCGAAGCUGAAAUCUCGCAACCUCUUUGUACCGCCAUCCAGAUUAUGAUCGUCGAGCUUCUGGCGACCGCUGGAGUGACCUUCGCUGGGGUCGUGGGCCAUUCUUCCGGCGAGAUCGCAGCUGCGUAUGCAGCCGGAUAUCUGACAUCUCGGGACGCGAUUCUCAUAGCUUACUAUCGAGGUCUUCACUGCAAGCUUGCGGCUAGUCCUACGAAGGACACCAAAGGCGCUAUGCUGGCAGUCGGCACCUCCAUGGAAGACGCGCUUGAGCUUUGUGCCGACCCCGAAUUCGCUGGUCGCGUAAGCGUUGCUGCAAGCAAUUCGUCAUCGAGCAUUACGAUCUCCGGGGACGAGGAUGCCAUUGCAGAGCUCCAAACCAUCUUCAGCGACGAGGGGAAGUUUGCCAGGCGAUUGAAAGUUGAUCAGGCUUAUCAUUCGGCGCACAUGCUUCCUUGCUACGAGCCCUAUGUUAAAUCGCUGCAGCAUGUCGGAGUCAAGGCACUUAACCCCCCCACAGGGGCGUGUGUCUGGUACUCGAGCGUCUACGAAGGCAAAGUCGCCCACUCUGGGCUUUCUCUGGACGAUGAGUAUUGGGCAUUGAAUAUGACCAAGCCGGUUCUCUUCUCUCAAGCAGUCACGGCGGCAGCGUCAUCCGGGUUGUCAUUCGAUGUGGUUGUUGAGGUUGGACCCCACCCUGCGCUACAGGGACCUGCCUCUCAGACACUCCAAGACACACUUGAAAAGACAUUACCCUACCACGGAACACUGUCGAGGAGUCUUGACGCUGUGAGAUCGCUUUCAUCGGUGCUGGCAUUUCUCUGGUCUCAUCUUGGUAAAUUUGUCCAGCUGGCUAAGUGCCAAAAAGCCUUAUCGCCGAUCAAGUCAGUCUGUAAACUUCUCAAAGGCCUGCCUUCUUACCAAUGGAACCAUGAGAGUAAGUACUGGCACGAAUCUCGACGAUCACGCCGAAUGAGAUUGCGGUCGAAGCUCUUCCACCCGCUCCUGGGAGAUGUUUCUCCAGAUAGCGCAGCGCAUCAUUUGAAAUGGAAGAAUGUACUCCGACCCAACGAGAUCGAUUGGCUUGAAGGCCAUCAAGUUCAAGGCCAGAUUGUCUUUCCAGCUGCUGGAUAUGUUUCCUCCGCGGUUGAAGCAACUCUGGCACUUGCUGAUGUGAAAAAGAUGAGUCUUAUUGAGAUUACUGACUUCCACAUCCACAACGCCCUGACUUUCGACGACGACAAUGGGGUCGAGGUGCUGAUCGAGCUCUCCAAUGUUUCUGACGCUCAAAAAGACUCGAUAAUUGCCCAUUUCACCUACUCUGCGGCACUGAGCGGCGCAGAUGGCGAGCUCACAUUAGCCGCCUGUAGCAAAGUCAAAAUCAUUCUUGGUCCAUGGUCCACUGAGACGCUACCGAGCCGCCGGCCUGCGCCCCCUCAUCUGAUCAAUGUCGAGCAAAGUCGAUUAUACAACUUUAUGGAAAGUCUGGAAUACGACUUCACAGGCCCAUUUCGUUCCUUGUCGACGCUCCAGCGGAAGCUGGGCAAGGCACGAUGUACCGCCCAGAAAGCAGACACCACGGAUGCAAAGAGCUUGUUGAUUCAUCCCGUUGAUCUUGAUGCCUCUUUCCAGUCGGUAAUGCUUGCUUAUAGCUAUCCAGGAGAUGAUCAAUUGCGCAACCUACACUUGCCAACCAGUAUAUCGAAGAUCAGGCUCAAUCCCGCCGUCCUUACUCAAGACUCGUCUGACAGAGCGUUGGAAAUUGACUCGAUAUGCAACCAAGAGGACCGUGUCACUCCUGGCGCCGGCUUCAGCGGCCACGUCGAGAUUUACAUGAAUGGUCUCUCUCACUCAGCUAUACAAGUGGAUCGAGUUCUUUUCAAGCCGAUCAAGUCGGGAGCUGACUCCGAUCGAAAUGUCUUCUACAAGAUGCACUGGGUUCCGAGCGCUCCAGAUGGACAUCGAGCUGCAUCAGGCAUUCCUAUCAGCCAGAACGACGUCGAUCUCCUCUGGAUUCUAAGUCGGAUCGCUUCAUUCUACCUGCGAAAGUUCGACGAGGACGUACCAGAAGAUUCACCUGCGCGCCGGGAAAGCCCACUGUGCCACUAUUUGAAUUAUGCUCGGCAUAUGACCCAGCUUCUGUGCAGUGGGGAGCACAAAUAUGCGCGGAAAUCCUGGGCAGACGAUACUGUGGAAGAUGUGAGAGCCGAGGUCAAGGCCAAAGGAGUUGAGGACAACUCGGACGUCAAGAUCAUGUUCCUCGUUGGAGAAACAAUGCCCCGCGUCUUUACUGGAGAAACCACAAUGCUUGAGCACUUCCGCGAGUCCGGACUCUUAGAUGAAUAUUAUGCCAACGGUUUUGGCACAAUGCAGUCCUCGCUAUGGCUCAGUCACGCAACAAAGCAGAUCACAGACCGCUCUCCGCACCUUAACAUACUGGAAAUUGGUGCUGGAACCGGUGGCGCGACCAAGAACAUCCUCAAUGAAAUUGGGCACGACUUUGACAGCUACACCUUUACCGACAUCUCCUCCAGUUUCUUUGAGAAUGCUGCAGACAUCUUUUCUCCAUGGCGUGAACGCAUGGUGUUCAAAGUGUGCGACGCUGAAAAGGAUCCACUCACUCAAGGAUUUACUGAAGGGGCAUAUGACGUUGUAAUUGGGUCUCUCGUUGUGCAUGCGACGGCACAGCUGGACAAAACUAUGCGCAAUCUCCGAAAGCUUCUGAAACCAGGAGGCUACUUGAUCAUUGGCGAAGGUAGCAGCGAUGGGCCGCUGCAGUCUGGAGACGGCUUCAUCUUCGGUGCUUUACCCGGCUGGUGGCUUGGCGUCGAUGAGGGACGAAACCUUUCGCCAUUCAUCAAUGUACCGCAAUGGGAUUCUAUCCUGAAACGAACUGGAUUCUCCGGAAUUGAUACGCUCUCACCACCAGACUUUCUCGAAACGUUCGGUGUCAUACUGUUCGUCUCGCAAGCGGUUGAUGAGCGUGUGGAAUUCCUACGUGAACCUCUGAAGCCAUCAGCCUUCACUCCCGCUAUCCCAAAGCUUGCAAUCAUCGGUGGCGAGACAGAAAUUGUUGCCACCAAGAGACUGGAGUUGAAGUCAAUCCUCGGAAAUAUUGCCGGAGAGAUUGUCACUUUUGACAGCCUCGAGACCGUCGAUCAUGCAUUGGUCGAUGAAGAAACGACCGUAUUGAGCUUGACAGAGCUUGAACGUCCAGCUUUCAAGGAGAUUACGCAAGAAAGAUGGUACAGUUUUAGAAAGUUUUUCGAAGCUGAAAGGACAGUGUUGUGGGUCACUAAGGGUCGUCUUGAAGAUGAACCCUUCUCCAACAUGAUUGUCGGCUUCGGGCGCUCUGCUGUGCACGAGCUCGACAAUCUACGUCUACAGUUUGUAGACAUUCCAGACGUGGAGUCUUUGAGCGCCACAUCCUUGGCUGAAACCUUGAUCCGUUACCACGCCAGGACAGUGGAGGAUGAUAACAUCUUGUAUGUUGCAGAGCCUGAGAUCGUCCUUGACGCGAACUCCACCGAGCUCGUGCCUCGUCUGGCUCCAAUUGCGGAAGCGAACGAACGCUAUAACUCUCUCCAGAGACCGAUACCAUACAAAGUGGAUCUUUCUGAGUCCAUUAUCGAACUGGAACAGGCAGAGGACGGAACCUACUUCAGAGAAAUGACCAGGUUUGAGAUCAACAAGGAAGUUGCUCAUGCUGAAAGCAUCCAGCUCCGCAUCACCAAUAGCUCCUUUUCUGCGAUCAAGACAAGUGCAGGACAACUUUUCCUCGUUAUUGGCAAGAAUGACAGCAAUGAGGAUGUCUUGGCACUCAGCUCAAGUCUCAGCUCGACAAUCAGAGUCCCAGAAGCAAGUACCAUCAAAGUUGACUUGGCCGUCCGUUCAGGAAGCAAGUACCUUGCUACUGCUAUCCUGGAGCUCCUGGCCUUCGGGAUACUUCAGCCAAUGUUUGAAGGCCAGGUUUUGGCAGUACACAAUCCAACCAAAGGACUGGCUAGAGCAGUCUCUGCGCAGGCUCUCGAGCGCGGAAUUCCGGUAAUCUACACCACCGAUGAGCAAAAUGACCCGGAAAAAUGCAAAAAGCUUUCAACUUACGCUAGUCGCACUGAUAUUGCAAAGGCUAUCGGUCGUGAUGUGGCCUCAUUUGUCAGUUUUUCCUUUGGCAUCUCGAACAAUGACCAAACGAUCUUGUCGGUUCUUCCGGAUCAUUGCCGGGUAGAAACGAUCGCAACAUUGUUCUCAAAUAAAGGCACAACCACAUUUCACACCCCAGCCAUGGCUCUGCAACAAGUUUUGCUUAGCAUCUCCAGCCGAGUCACGAGCCGAAAAGAGACCGAAGACAGUGAAUGCGAGAUCUUGAACAUACGUGAUCUCGCCGCAGGAACAAGCCUGCAAUCACCACUGACUACCAUUGAUUGGGUUUCGCAUGAGCCUUUAACUGCCAGGCGAAGUCGGCUUGAUUACAGACCCAUGUUCAAAGCCGAUCAGACCUAUUGGCUGUGUGGAAUGUCAGGAGCACUCGGGAUCUCGCUUUGUGACUGGAUGAUCGAUCAAGGCGUCCGUAACUUGGUGUUGACCAGCAGAAACCCGAAAGUCGAGCCUGAUUGGCUGGAGAAUCAUAAGACGAACGGUGUGAGAGUGGAGAUACUCACAUGCGAUGUCACUGAUCUUCAGGCGCUGAAGCUAGUGCAUGAGAAGAUAGAAGACACAUUUCCACGUAUAGUCGGUGUACUCAACGGCGCCAUGGUGUUAAGAGACAGCUCCAUACAGAACAUGGAAUUCGAUCAAGUUACGGACGUGAUACGACCCAAGGUUCUCGGAAGCAAGCAUCUGGACGAAAUAUUCUUUGACGUGGAUCUGGAUUUCUUCAUUUUAUUAUCCAGUAUCAAUUGUGUAAUUGGCAACGUGGGACAAGCCAAUUACGCUGCAGCCAACAUGGGCAUGGUUGGUGUCGCAGCCAACCGCCGCAAACGAGGCUUAAACUCUAUUGCCGUCAAUGUUGGUGCAAUCAUCGGUGUAGGAUACAUCACGCAAUCAGAUCGUCAACUAGAUCAGACGGUAGCCAAGAUGGCGAUGAUGCACCUAUCGGAUGAUGACUUUCACCAGAUCUUCGCGGAGGCGAUGGAGGGUGGUCACCUCGAUUCCACAGUGGGCGCAGAACUCUCCACCGGGCUGCUUGAUAUCUCACCAGAUUCGGUCAAUAUACCGAAAUGGUUUUUGGAUCCCAAAUUUGCUCGAUUCAUCGUGCAUCAGAUUGCAGGAUCUAGCGACAAGAAAGAGCACGGCAACGCUGCAUCCGUGCGGGAGCGACUCCAGAGUUGCAAAACUGAGCAAGAAGUAUUGCAGACAAUCAGACAAACCUUCGCAGCGCAGUUGCGCAAGAUCCUGCAAACAGACUUGGCUGACGAUGAGAUGUUGGCGAUGCGCGGCUAUGAACUUGGACUGGAUUCGCUCAUCUCUGUCGACAUUCGAAGUUGGUUCCUCAAAAACUUCUUGGCCAACAUUCCGGUUCUGAAAAUUAUGGCCAAUGAUGUCCAGAUGGACAGCCUAGCCCAACUUGCCGCCGAAAGCAUUCCCGGUAGCCUCAUUCCUGGAGUCUCCUCUCGCAGUGCCCCAACCCACAGCAGCAAUGGCACCAUUCAGAGUAGUGCAGUCGGUAGCCGACUUGAAACACAGGCUACAAGCCCUGCAACUACACCAAGUACACCCGCCUCUUCCGUUGACGAUGCAGCUUAUGAAAAAAUUGAUUGGAAAGCUGAGACCGCGGUUCCUGAGAACAUUGAACACACCAAACUCGGCCGGAAAGUCAGUGAACCGCCAAAGGUUGUGAUGCUCACUGGAGUCAGUGGUCUUCUGGGUCAUCACCUACUCAAUCACCUACUAGAGCAACAAAGCAUUGAGAAAGUCAUCUGUGUAGCUGUGAGACGACUAUCUGAACGAGUCGAGAAGGGAGACAUUCCUCCGGCUUCUCAGCGUGUCACCUACUACGAUGGAGACCUUCGGGACAGGUAUUUCGGGCUACCUGAAGCUGAAGCACACAAGAUUUUCGACGAGGUUGAUGCCAUCAUUCACAACGGCUCGGACACGUCCCAUCUGAAGUUCUAUUCGGCGCUGAGGGACGCGAAUGCAAAAUCGACACGACAAAUCCUUGAGUUUGCCAUUCCCCGUCAUAUACCAAUCCACUACGUCUCUUCGGCAGGAAUUGCCCUCUUCGCCGGAAUGGACGCAUUCCCGGAAAUCUCGGCCACGCUGACGGGAACACUUCCCCCAGCCGAUGGCGCACAUGGUUACAUGUGCGGAAAGUGGGUCAAUGAGUGCCUUAUGGAGAAAGUCAAUGCUCGUUAUGGCCUCAAAAUCUGUAUUCAUCGACCUUCUACAAUCAUCCGUGAGGGCGACGAUGCUACAACCUCGAGAGCCGAAUUCGAUUGGGUCAAUGCGCUCAUCCACUACUCUCACCGCAUUGAGAAGGUGCCAAAGAUCUUGCAUAGCCGUGGUGCAUUCGACCUUGUGUACGUUCAAAAUGUCUGCAAGGAUAUCGUCCGCGAGCUCUUCAACAGCAAUCUAACGGCAGCCAAUGCGGUCACAUACGUCAACAACGUGGGCGAUAUUGUCAUCCCCAUGGCCAAUCUUGUACAGAUUGGAGAUUCAAAGGGCAAGAAGUACCAAGUAUUGGAGAUGGAAGAUUGGAUUCGUGAAGCUAUUGCGGCUGGGCUUCAUCCGGCCGUCGCUGCGCUCAUUGAGACAUUUGAUGAGCCGGGUUCACCGGCAUAUCCAAAGCUAUUGAGGUCGAGGUCAUGA
Messenger RNA from Alternaria atra, 8619 nucleotides. RefSeq lists its product as uncharacterized. Bases 1 to 8619 code for a protein of 2872 amino acids. Gene Ontology annotation, molecular function: fatty acid synthase activity. The record is from RefSeq and is a predicted model, not a curated record. The transcript has 3 exons. Gene Ontology annotation, biological process: secondary metabolite biosynthetic process; fatty acid biosynthetic process. NCBI's taxonomy places the organism in Eukaryota, Fungi, Ascomycota, Dothideomycetes, Pleosporales, Pleosporaceae.